AUGGUCUCUGCUGCCAUUCCCGCCCUCAGCCUUCUGCUGGUGGUGAUGGGAAGAGCUGGUGAGGGGAAGGGGGAUAGGAGUGGAAUCCAAAAUUUCUUCUACCCACGGAGCUGCCGAGGGAAUAUGUGGGACAGGGAGGCCUGUGGGGGCCAGGCGGCCAUCGAGGACCCCACCCUGUGUCUUCGGCUGCAUUGCUGUUAUCAGGAAGGGAUCUGCUACCACCAGAGGCUGGACGAGAACAUGCGAAAGAAACACCUCUGGACCUUGAGCUUAACGUGUAUCGGCCUGCUCAUGCUCAUCUUUCUCGCCUGUUUCUUCUGGUGGGCCAAACGCCGGGGCCUAUACAAGAAUAUGAAGAUGCCCGCCCGCCUCAGCUAUUUCAGGAAAUUCAAAGCCUCCGGGAGGAAGAGCACCAGUAGUACCUUUUCCCUGAAGAAGAAGGAGCAGUCUCCUCUCCUAGCGCAGGGCAGAGGGAGCUCCGGACAGGUGACCUACGACGACGACGACGACGCCACCACGGAGACCUCGGAAGAAACGGAAGAUAUGUCGGAGGACCAGGAAGAGGAAGAAAAGAAGAGGGAGGAGGAAGAAGAGGAGGAUUGAGAUGAGGGUCGCCGUGGCCCAAGAGAAAUAUAG
Messenger RNA from Gracilinanus agilis (Agile Gracile Mouse Opossum), 636 nucleotides. RefSeq names its product transmembrane protein 190 (gene TMEM190). Gene Ontology annotation, cellular component: inner acrosomal membrane. The transcript is spliced from 5 exons. The record is from RefSeq and is a predicted model, not a curated record. NCBI's taxonomy places the organism in Eukaryota, Metazoa, Chordata, Mammalia, Didelphimorphia, Didelphidae. Gene Ontology annotation, biological process: hematopoietic progenitor cell differentiation.